CCACCCACACCAGCAGGUCUCUGCACGGGUUUUUGCAGCCAUGGCAUUCGUCCCUGAUCUGGACACGCUGGAGAGCAGCAGCCUCAACGAGGAGAUAUUUUAUAGCACUGAAGGCCUCUGCCCACAGAAGAAACUCCGUCUGGACUCAGAGAUGACAUCGUCUGAAGUGGACAUCCAGGUGACAGUGACCAAUGAACACCCCACCUGGACCUUUCGCCGGGCUGCUGUCCUUGUGGUGGCCACGGCCAAGCUCCUGAAGCGGCCCGCGUACGAGGACUUUGUUGACAGUGACCUUGGGGGCUUCCUGGACAGGGUUUUUGAGCCCGUCUCCUUCCAGCGGAUGGAGGUCAGCUGCGCUGGGGCACCCGUCUAUCGCUACACCCGCUCCCAGUCCUUUGACAUCUUUGAUAUCGACCAUAAGUGCUUCGUGCUGGAGUCACCCACCCAGCUGGUGGCCCUGCACCUGCAAGGACCCUCGGCCGGACGGAAAGUGAAGCUCAACAUUGCUCUGUACCGUCCCCAGGCAUCAGAGGGUGGCCUGGGGGCUGGGCGAGUUCCAGUGGCCUUAGGCAUCAAGGGCUACCAUCUCUACAUGUCCUGUGUGAUGAGUGGGGCCGAGCCCGUGCUGCAGCUGGAGGAAGCUGACAUCAGGAGGGACAUUGAGAGCGUGGAGCUGACUCGCUUCAUCUUUUACCGCCUGGACAGCCCCACCGAGGGCACCACCCGCUUCGAGUCGGCCGCCUUCCCCGGGUGGUUUAUCUGCACCUCGCUGCAGCCACGCCAGCCUGUCAGCAUCACCAACCACCCUGACCAGGUCAACAUUGCCACCUACGAGCUGAGUGGGCACUGAGGGCACCUGUGGCCCCACACCCACAACCACCCCACUGGCAGUCGCCAGUUUGCUGCUGUAUGUACCAAGUACAGACCCCCAGAACUCCCAUCUAUUUCAGGUGAAAUAGCAGCUCUGGGCCCUGUGGGCCAAAUCACCCCUAUUUUACUGAUGUAUUGUACCCACCUCUUGCUUUUCUACUUAUUUAUUGUGCCCGUCCCUUGUUUUUAAUUUAUUGCAAACAUUGCAGGUUUGUGACUAGGGGUAUUUGCUGGGGACAGAGGGGAAUAAAAAGUGU
Calypte anna (Anna's hummingbird) is the source of this 1127-nucleotide messenger RNA. Its product is annotated as interleukin-1 receptor antagonist protein-like. The record is from RefSeq and is a predicted model, not a curated record. Bases 41 to 850 code for a protein of 269 amino acids. Gene Ontology annotation, molecular function: interleukin-1 receptor binding; cytokine activity. The transcript is spliced from 6 exons. Gene Ontology annotation, biological process: cytokine-mediated signaling pathway; inflammatory response to antigenic stimulus; cellular response to lipopolysaccharide. Lineage: Eukaryota; Metazoa; Chordata; Aves; Apodiformes; Trochilidae.